This is a messenger RNA of Vitis riparia (riverbank grape), 2698 nucleotides long. Its product is annotated as ACT domain-containing protein ACR1. The record is from RefSeq and is a predicted model, not a curated record. The coding region runs from base 1025 to 2431 and encodes 468 amino acids. Lineage: Eukaryota; Viridiplantae; Streptophyta; Magnoliopsida; Vitales; Vitaceae. The transcript is spliced from 8 exons.
AGCCCAAGUCUCGAUUGCGGCUACACCAAAGUGGAUUUUGGAAGCACAUGGGUUUGCCAGCAGCGAAAGCGAGCCGCCGCCGCCGCAAAUCGAAGAUGAUGGGGGAUACCAGAGGAAGCGGCCACGUAGGUGGUUGAAAGCAUACGUGGCAGAAUCUCAAGGAAAGAUUCCCACUGCUCCUAACUCCUCACGCGUACCCAUCAGUCCCCCAUCAGCCCUUUGCAGAAAGAGAGAGAAAGGGACAGAUAAAGAUUGAGGCGGUGUGGUGAGUCUAGGUAUCUCAAUUUGCAAAUCUGGCCACGAAAUAAGGGAGUAGAAGAGAAGGGUGUCCAGCCCUGUCCUGUACAAGGUAUAUUGAUUCCAUGUAUUUCGGGUGUCCGUUGAAUACGACUCUAUGGCAGACCCCAACAAUGCGCUCCGCUCUUGAAUUUUUCUUCCACCUUUCUUUCCUUCCACGCCCGUCGUCGUCUUCUCCUAUUGAGCUUCUCUGUCCACUGAUUUACUUCUUUCCUCUAUGGGUGAGUGAUUAGGGCUAUGCGUUUGAGAUGGGAGUUUGUGUUGAUUCCUGUUUCUCUUUUGACUUUCUAGGGUUUUACAAUGAUUACGAUUUCUCAAGGGUCUCUUUCUUUCCUUCAUUUCUGUACCAUUGCUGAGGUCUCUCUUUUUAUCACGGGAAGUUCGUUUCAUUGGAGAUCUUUUCUUUAGAAAAUCCAGGCCAUAUAAACCCUUUUUUUUUCCUCGUCCACGCAUUGAUUGACUUUCUUUUGUUUUUCGCAUUCCGAGCAUGUAUAGCUGUUUCUUUAAACUAGUAGUACACAAAAGUCAUCAAUGGUUUAUCUGAAUCUGAGUUGGAGACAGUUUUCUCCCUAGGAUAGACCAGAAGAAGAAGUAGAAGAAAUUUCGUGGCAGAAGUUCUAGGAUAAUAGUCUUGAGAAGCAAGCAAGACGCGCCAGCUUAUCUCUUGCAUAUUGCGUUGCCACCAUAGACUUCAUUCCAAGAAGCAACUCAAGGCAAAGUUCAGAGGAUGGAGAACUUCUACAAGCCUUAUUUUGAUCCAGACUAUGAAUCACUCAUUGAAAGAAUACAUCCCCCAAGGGUCUGUAUCGAUAACGACGCAUGCCAAGACUGCACACUUGUUAAGGUUGAUAGCGCUAACAAGCACGGGAUCCUGCUGGAGAUGGUCCAAGUUCUAACGGAUCUUGAACUAGUUAUUUCCAAAUCUUACAUCUGCUCCGAUGGUGGAUGGUUCAUGGACGUGUUCCACGUGACGGAUCAGCUUGGGAACAAACUCUCUGACGAAAGCCUCAUACUUUACAUUCAGCAGGCGUUAUGUGCGAAUAGGAAGCAGGGAAUUUCCAAGGAGUUGCAAGCCCGCCUUGGAAGAGAGAUGAAUCCACGACAUGUUUCAACAGAGCACACAGCCUUUGAGAUAACCGGAACAGAUAGACCUGGUCUCAUGUCCGAGAUAUCAGCAGUUCUGGCUGAGUUGUCAUGCCAUGUCACUGCCGCCGUGGCAUGGACCCACAACUCCCGAGCUGCUUGCAUUAUCUGCCUGGAAGAUGAAUUGAAAGGUGGACCUAUCAGGGACCCGGAGCGCCUGGCCCAUGUGGAAGAGCAGCUUGAGAAUGUGGUGGAGGCCCGCGACAAGAGUGGGGAGAGGAGGAGAGUGAGGUUAACAGCCCCUGUUGCUGGGCGAACCCACACUGAUCGUAGGCUGCAUCAGUUGAUGUUUGCUGAUAAGGAUUACGAGAGGUGCUGUGGUGGGUGCGACGGUAGCAGUGAUAGGAUUCAAGUGUCCAUAGAAACUUGUAAGGAGAAAGGGUAUUCAGUGGUGAAUGUGAAGAGCAGAGACCGUCCCAAGCUGCUGUUUGACACUGUGUGCACCCUCACGGACAUGCAGUAUGUGGUGUUCCAUGCAGCUGUGAGCUCCAAGGGCUCCAUUGCUGUUCAGGAAUAUUUUAUCCGGCAAAUGGAUGGAUGUACUUUGGGUACAGAGAGCGAGAGGAAUAGAGUUGCCCAAUGCUUGAUUGCUGCAAUAGAGCGGAGGGUCACCCAUGGAUUGAGGCUAGAUAUACGCAUUAAGAACAGGUUGGGACUGCUCUCAGACAUCACACGGGUGUUUCGAGAGAACGGGCUGUCGAUAAGGAUGGCUGAAAUUGGGAUACACGGCGAGAGAGCCAGUGGAUCAUUCUAUGUAACAGACGUUUCGGGACGCGAUGUAAGUCCCAACACAGUAGAGUUGAUCAGGAAAGAGAUCGGGGGAACAAUUAUGGCAGUUAAUAAGUCCUCCGUCCCGCCUUCCCUGCCUGCCUCACCCAGCAGAGACAGAAGCACGGCAAGCAGCGUAGAAAACAGGCCAAGAUUCUCAUUAGGAACCUUGUGGUCUCAGAUUGAGCGCUUCUCAAGCAAUUUCGGUCCUAUAGGGAUGUGAGGCUUCAAAUACUUGCCAGCCGCUGCCUCGGGCUGCUGUAAAUAGUAGUUGCAUUUGUAAAUACAUAGGGUGUGUUGUUCUCUCAUAAUAGCUGUUUGGCGCCCAAAUCUAGUGAACUGUAUAUACAAGGUUAUUGGUACGGUAAGCAUUCAAUACAGUACAUGUCUAGCAAGCUUAUCCGCACACGAUUUGUCCUUCGGUACAUAUGUUACAACGUGUCACACAUAUACCACGGUAGCUCAUUGAUAUGGUAUUUGCGCAUCAAAA